AUGUGGACGAGGACUGGGAUGGGCGUAGCAGACAUCGAGCAGGAGGAAAAAAAGAGCAGCAGAGCAAAUCAUUGUCAAGGAAGGAAAACGCAUGAUGAUGGCGUUAAUUUUGAAAAGAGCGACGUCCAGCCGUGGGGCCGGGAAAUUAGGCAAGGAAUGUGGUUCCGUUCGUCGCCGCCGAAUCGCCACUUUUCUUCGCGUUUCUUCAUCGAUAUCGUUCUUCUCUGGGGCAGUCACUGCGCCUUCACUUUCAUCAUAAGAAUCUUUAUACUACUGCGCCCGGAAACAGGCGGCCGACUACGUAAUACUGAUUCAGUACUCGGAAGCAAAGCGGAAUACUCUUACCAAAGUCGAGAGGACGCUCUUCACCGUGAUCGCGUUGACGCCACGGGCGGGCGUCAUAUGUACAUGCUUCAUCGUUAUAGCAUUGACCAGAAAGCAAGACAGCAUAUCGACAAGAUGGUAUAG
Molecule: messenger RNA, 468 nt
Organism: Guyanagaster necrorhizus
Lineage: Eukaryota; Fungi; Basidiomycota; Agaricomycetes; Agaricales; Physalacriaceae
Exons: 3
Coding region: 1-468 (155 amino acids)
Source: RefSeq, a predicted model, not a curated record